This is a messenger RNA of Amaranthus tricolor (Joseph's coat), 697 nucleotides long. RefSeq lists its product as uncharacterized. The record is from RefSeq and is a predicted model, not a curated record. Bases 169 to 540 code for a protein of 123 amino acids. NCBI's taxonomy places the organism in Eukaryota, Viridiplantae, Streptophyta, Magnoliopsida, Caryophyllales, Amaranthaceae. The transcript is spliced from 3 exons.
UGUUCAUACAUACUAGUAUUAGACAAGUCUUAUAAAUUUAAUAGCCUUGUUUUUCCAAGAUGUUUCCUUUUUGUUUUUGUCUUUUGGAAUUAGUUGAGAGGUCUUUUACCCUCUCUUUUACUUACUCUUUCUCUUUCUAAAACCUUCUUUUUCUCUAUUCAAAUUCCAAUGUCCUCCAUUUUAGGCUCUCAAGGUGUGUUCUUGGCUACAGCCAUGGCUGCCGUUUCUGGUACUGUUAUCAUCUUAGCUUUAAGACUUCAAAAAUCAAUCCUUAAUACUUCUUCUUCUACACAAUUUCAAGUCAACCCAAUUCCAAUUCUUCGUCCCUGCCUUUCUUCAGGUGAAAAGAAAGCAGAAAAAAAGAAAAAAAGGGUGAGAUUUGCAGAAGAUGUGGUGGAUCCCACAGGGGAUAAUCAGGAAUUUAGAAGACAACAUAGUAAUCAUUUAAGGAAGAUUAGUAAAAUUGAAAACAGAGGAAUGCCUGCAAAUCGUGUUGCACUUUACAAUGGAAUUCUCAGAGAUCGUGUGAUUCAUCAGUAAACCCCUAUGGCACCUCGACGGAGAAUGGAUAUGCGAGCGGAUGAUGAACCCGAGUUGGAGUAUGACUCCCCUUUUUUUUAGAUCUCUUUAUUGUAAUCGAGAGACUAUUAGUUUAGUUGUUUAGAUUUAGACUAUUUUAAGGAUGUAAUUUGAACUU